Messenger RNA from Lathyrus oleraceus (garden pea), 717 nucleotides. RefSeq lists its product as uncharacterized. The coding region runs from base 1 to 717 and encodes 238 amino acids. Lineage: Eukaryota; Viridiplantae; Streptophyta; Magnoliopsida; Fabales; Fabaceae. The record is from RefSeq and is a predicted model, not a curated record. The transcript is spliced from 3 exons.
AUGGAUCAUUUAGAGCAAGAGAAUCGUGAACUCCUUGAAGAGGUGAAUACUUUGAGGGACAAUUUCGAAAGGCUCACUGCUAUGAUGGAAACUCUGGCGGAUGCUCAGAAUCAGCCUCCGCCACCACCUCCUCAGACUCCUCUUAAGAGGUAUCAACCUGCUGUUGAAGUUCCUGUGGCUCAACCUGUUAUGUCUAUACCACCUCCUAUGGUCCAUGUUACUCCUUAUGUGGAAGAACCUAUUUUCCAUGUUGAUCAGAGUGAAACUUUUGACUCGUGCUGCUUUGAAGUGGUACAUGGGAUUGAUAGCACAUACAUCCGUACUUUCAACGAUCUAGGAGAAGCUUUUGUUCGUCAAUGCAAGUACAAUGUUGAAAUGGCACCGGACCGAGAUCAAUUUCAUGCCAUGUCCCAAAAGGAUAAGGAAACUUUCAAAGAGUAUGCACAAAGAUGGAACGAGAUUUCCGCGCAAGUCGGUCCUCCACUAGAAGAGAAAGAAAUGACAAAGUUGUUUUUGAAAAAGUUGAGUCUAUUUUACUAUGACCGGAUGGUUACAGGCUCUCCUAGUGAUUUUACCGAGAUGUUAAACAUGGGAAUAAGAUUAGAAGAAGGUGUUAGUGAGGGACGAUUGAAAGAGAGCGGUUCAUCUGACAGUUCCAAAAGGUAUGGGAAUGGUUUGCCCAAGAAGAAGGAACAUAAUGCUAACGCCAUUUCGUAA